AUGGCAGCGGAAGAUGCAGCUUCGCCUCCAGAUAUUUUCCUACUCCACAGUUUCGUUGAUAACAUUUGGUUUGAGUGGCAAAAAAGAGGAAAUGAUAACACGUAUUUCCUGGAUAUCGCAUAUCCGAUGCCUGCACGCCACCUCUUGUCUGCCAAGAGAAGUCGUAUGGCGUACGAGGACCCGUAA
This is a messenger RNA of Paramuricea clavata, 186 nucleotides long. Lineage: Eukaryota; Metazoa; Cnidaria; Anthozoa; Malacalcyonacea; Plexauridae. The record is from the annotation of a GenBank genome assembly.